Messenger RNA from Ochlerotatus camptorhynchus, 1749 nucleotides. RefSeq names its product putative ATP-dependent RNA helicase DDX56 (gene Hlc). The transcript has 6 exons. The record is from RefSeq and is a predicted model, not a curated record. The coding region runs from base 73 to 1722 and encodes 549 amino acids. Gene Ontology annotation, molecular function: ATP binding; RNA helicase activity; nucleic acid binding. NCBI's taxonomy places the organism in Eukaryota, Metazoa, Arthropoda, Insecta, Diptera, Culicidae.
CGGUAGCAUGUGAAUAAAAUAAUAAAAUUUUGAGUUGCGAUUUUCAAAAAAAAAAAACACUAAUUCACCAAAAUGACUGAUUCCGAUGAAAAAAAGUCCUUGAAUUUCCAUCAUAUGGAACUCGAUGACAGAAUACUGAAGGGAAUCGCAAAGCUGGGCUGGCUCUGUCCAACAUUGAUCCAGGAGAAAGCUAUUCCGUUGCUAUUGGAAGGGAAAGACGUUAUGGUGCGUGCCCGUACGGGCUCAGGUAAAACGGCCGCAUUCUCAAUACCAAUCAUACAGAAAAUCCUCAAACAUAAACAAGAUGCGAAGGAACAGCAGACGUCGGUGGUUAUUUUGGCCCCUAGUAAAGAUCUCUGUCAUCAGAUAGCAAAGGUCAUUGAAGACCUUACGAUUAAGUGCGGCCGUUUAGUGCGAUGCGUAGAUUUGUCAACCAAAGUCGAUAAGGUGGCCUUGAAGCACAUGCUUGCGGAACGUCCAGAUAUAGUGGUAUCAACUCCGGCGAAACUGGUUGCUCAACUUCAGGAAGGAAAUAUUACCGUAAAAGAUAGCUUACAGACUCUGGUGGUGGACGAAGCGGAUCUGAUGUUUUCUUUUGGGUUUGAAAACGAUUUAAAAGCAGUACUGGAUUUCUUUCCUAGCGUGCAUCAAUCAAUCUUGGCCUCAGCAACGCUAGAAAAGGACGUACUUGAGCUGAAGAAAAUUAUCCUGCACAAUCCGGUGAUUUUGAAGCUUGAGGAACCUGAGAUGGCUCCCGCAUCGCAGCUUGCUCAUUAUCACAUAUUGGCUGAAGAGGUUGAAAAAGCGGCAGUUCUGUAUACACUAUUCAAGCUGCAGCUCGUCAAAGGAAAGAGCAUAAUCUUCGUCAACUCUAUUGAUCGAUGUUACAGGCUGAAACUUUUCCUGGAGCAGUUCAGCAUAAGGUCUUGCAUAUUGAAUUCAGAGCUGCCAGCAAAAAUAAGAUGUCACACUGUGAAUCAGUUCAAUCAGGGUCUUUACGACAUUAUCAUCGCGUCGGAUGAACUGCACGUGCUGGAUCCAUCGGUUAACGAGAAAAAGGGAGACAAGAAGAAAAUGAUGAAGCAAAUAGCCAAACAAGUUGAGUCAGAGGCCGGCGUGUCUCGGGGAAUCGACUUUCAGUUUGUGUCCAACGUGAUCAACUUUGACUUCCCGAAGGAUGUCAAUGUUUAUAUACACAGGGCGGGAAGAACUGCUCGUGGUAAUAACACCGGAAGCGUUUUGUCUUUGGUUUCUGUCGAAGAAAAGGAAAUAAUGGACGCCGUGGAGGAUCAUUUGAAUCCAGGCCACCAGGAGGGUGAUAAAGUUCUAAAGAGCUACCAAUUUAAAAUGGACGAAGUUGAACCCUUCCGCUACAGAGCUAGAGAUGCUUGGAGAGCUGUCACUAAAUUUUCGAUUCGUGAAGCCAGAAUAAAGGAAAUAAAAACGGAAAUGUUCAACUCGGAGAAGCUUAAGAGCUUUUUUGAGGAAAACCCCCGCGAUUUACAGGCCUUGCGACACGAUCGCACACUUCAUACGGUGAAAAUACAGGAACAUCUCGGCGAUGUACCGGAAUACAUCGUUCCAGAUUCGUUGAAGCACGUGACAGGCAUCACAACCCGACGAAAGAAGAGUUUCGUACCGAAGAAGCGAAAAUCAGACGACAAAUCUAACAAUCCUUUAAUGGUCGAAGGGAUCGAUUAUGGAAAACAACGGCGUGUUUGAAAUAAAAAGCGUUUCUUAUCACUCUAA